Molecule: messenger RNA, 448 nt
Organism: Mesitornis unicolor (brown roatelo)
Lineage: Eukaryota; Metazoa; Chordata; Aves; Mesitornithiformes; Mesitornithidae
Product: DNA topoisomerase 2-alpha-like
Exons: 4
Biological process (GO): apoptotic chromosome condensation; sister chromatid segregation; resolution of meiotic recombination intermediates
Cellular component (GO): nucleus
Source: RefSeq, a predicted model, not a curated record
CCCGUGGAUGAGAACGUCCGGCUGCCCAAGGGCAAUGUCCCCAAGAAGCAGCUCUCGGUGGAGCAUAUCUACCAGAAGAAGACGCAGCUGGAGCACAUCCUGCUCCGGCCCGACACCUACAUUGGCUCCGUGGAGCUGGUCACACAGCAAAUGUGGGUUUUUGAUGAGGAUGUGGGUCUCAACUGCAGAGAUGUGACCUUUGUGCCUGGCUUGUACAAAAUCUUUGACGAGAUUUUAGUCAAUGCUGCAGACAACAAGCAAAGGGAUAAGAACAUGUCAUGCAUUAAAGUUACAAUUGAUGUAGAGAACAACACAAUCAGUGUAUGGAACAACGGGAAAGGUAUUCCAGUUGUGGAACACAAAGUGGAGAAGGUCUAUGUGCCCGCUCUCAUCUUUGGACAGCUACUGACAUCCAGCAACUACGAUGACAAUGAAAAGAAAGUCACAG